Molecule: messenger RNA, 1815 nt
Organism: Zychaea mexicana
Lineage: Eukaryota; Fungi; Mucoromycota; Mucoromycetes; Mucorales; Lichtheimiaceae
Product: Sas10 C-terminal domain-containing protein
Exons: 8
Coding region: 1-1815 (604 amino acids)
Biological process (GO): maturation of SSU-rRNA from tricistronic rRNA transcript (SSU-rRNA, 5.8S rRNA, LSU-rRNA)
Cellular component (GO): small-subunit processome; nucleolus
Source: RefSeq, a predicted model, not a curated record
AUGGGCAAGAGAAAGACACCAGUUUUUAGAGACGGAUCUGCUAAGCAAUCGGGUGAAGAUGGCAAAAUCAAAGCCAUUCGCACAUGGGACGAUGUCGAACACGAUUCCGAAGACGAAUUCCACGAAGAACGUGAAAAGAUUUUGCUCGGUGAAGACAACGACCAAUAUGAAGACGAUGAGAGCGAAGCUGAAGUUUACGGCUUGGGAUCUGACGAAUCAGAAGAAGAGGAAGAAUCCGAUGAAGAGUUUAAAGAACGAGAUGGCAAGAAAUCUAAAAGAGCUCAAGACGAUGAAGAUGAAGAUCUUACUUGGGGUCGAUCAAAGAAGAUGUAUUAUGACGCAGACGAAGGCGAGGAUUUGGACGAAAUGCGUGAAGAAGAGGAAGAAGCAUUAAAGAUCCAAAAGCAACGUAUUGCUGCUAUGGACGAAGCCGAUUUCAUGGACGAUGCUUGGGUCACGGGUGCCGGCCAGACUUCAGAGGUCGAUAAACAACUUGUUGAUAAUGUCAGCAAGGAGUUGGAUGAUAUUACAUUCGAUGUCAGCAAGACGGCCGCGAAGCGACGUAAGAACUUGGCUGUGGCUGAAAAACUGAAGAUUUUACAAAACGAAUCACCCGAACUUUUGGAUUUGUUGAACGAAUUUAAGGAAAAAUCCGAAGUCGUGAGUGAUUUGGAUGUAGUAUUGGAACGGGUACAAUCCAAAAAUGCAACAGAGGAAAAGCCAGCCAAGUUUCUGCGCUUCAAACAUCAGUUGUUGUUGAACUAUUUGACCAACGUUUCGUUCUACUUUGUCCUGAAAGCAUCUGGAUCGAUAGAUAUCCAAAGCCACCCUGUCAUUAACGCAUUGGUGGAACUACGAUCGACAUUGGAAAAGACAGAACAAGUCGAAGUCAAGUUACGAUCACAAAUUGAUGCCUUCAUUGACGAUCUCGAUGCAUCUUCACAGAAAUUGGAUAAACCAGCUACAGCAGAAGUUAAAGACGUCGAACAUGUCACCAAAAAGAAUAACGCCACAGCCAAGAAAUCUAAAAAAGCAGCAGCACAAGAAGAAGCAACUGUACCACAGUUCUCUGACGAAGAACAAGAGGAGGAUCUGGAGGAUGAUACGGCAAUUACAGCAUUUGACAUUGAAGAAGAGUUUAAGAGUCUCAAGAAAGCCAACAAGAAACGUAAGCGAACAGCAGGUGCAACAGACGAUUUCGGCGAAUUGGAGGCAUUGGAUGAAUUGGAUAUGCAAGAUAAAUUAGCCAAGAAACGGUCAAUAAGAGACUAUGUCACUAAAAUUGAUGCAAAACAAGCGAAAUUACAAGCUAAAUACCAAGGCGAUUCUGACAUACCUUACAAAGAUAGACGGCAGCGGGGAGAAAAGAAGGGUGUACCGCAGCCACAAGACACAUCAGCCGAUUUGGAUAACGAAGACUAUGAAGAUGAUGCUGGGUUGGUCGAUGAGAUCAACAACACAGCUGGCGGCGAUGGUGACGAUGACUAUUACAACCAAGUCGUAGCAGGCAAGGCCGCAGCAAAGGCUGCCAAGAAGGCUGAAGCAGAAGCAAACCGGGCACCGCUUGUAGAAGGACCAUGGCAAUUAGAAGAAGGCGAAAAGCGGCUGGCAUCAUAUAAGAUCCUCAAGAAUCGGGGUCUUACGCCACGACGCAAGAAGGAAAACCGCAAUUCUCGUGUCAAGCACCGAAACAAAUAUGCAGACAAGCUCAAGAAGUUGUCUUCGACCCGCGCAGUGGUCAAACCACUCAAGGGCACUUAUGGAGGCGAGUCGACGGGUAUCAAGAGCAACGUGGUCAAGUCCGUCCGUUUUUAA